AUGGCACUGCGCAAAGUGCGCAGUAACCUCGACCGGCUGUUCGACAAAAGCCUCACGGAUCUUAUUCGUGGCAUUCGGAACAACAAAGAAAACGAGGCUCGUUAUAUCGCUUCAUGUAUCGACGAAAUUAAAAUGGAACUGCGUCAAGAUUCAGCAUACGUCAAAGCGAAUGCUAUUGAGAAACUCGCAUACCUACAAAUGUUAGGUUAUGACAUUUCGUGGGCUGCUUUUAACAUCAUUGAAGUUAUGGCAUCAACGAAAUAUACAGAAAAGCGUAUCGGUUAUCUAGCUGCUUCCCAGUGUUUCCAUGAUAGUACGGAAGUGUUAAUGUUAACUACAAAUUUAAUUCGAAAAGACCUUAAUAGCUUUGGGGGGCCUGUCCUGUUUCGUCACCCCGGAUCUGAGAAAGACUUCAUCCUACAGUUAUCAUCUUCGCGUCCAUAUACCAGAAAACGAGCUGUUCUUCUACUCUAUAAGAUCUUCCUGAAAUAUCCGGAAGCACUUAGGCCAACGUUUCAGCGGUUAAAGGAGAAGCUCGAAGAUCCUGAUCCAGGUGUGCAGAGUGCUGCUGUAAACGUCAUUUGCGAGUUAGCUCGAAAAAACCCGAAGAAUUAUCUCACCCUUGCGCCGAUGUUCUUCAAACUAAUGACGACUUCAAGUAACAAUUGGAUGCUGAUAAAAAUAAUCAAAUUGUUUGGAGCACUCGUCCCACUUGAACCACGACUAGGCAAGAAGCUUCUCGAACCACUUACUAAUCUUAUAAAUAGGUUAUUUUUCGGAGGAAAUAUUAAAUAUGAAUGUUUCAAUCCUUUAUCUUUUUUGAUCCAUAUGUCGGCUGGAGGGGAACAUGCAGCUAGUAUACAGCUCUGCGUCCAGAAACUUGGUGUGUUGAUCGAGGAUUCGGAUCAAAACUUGAAGUAUCUUGGGUUGCUAGCUAUGGGAAAAAUACUACAAACUCAUCCCAAGGCUGUCCAAGCUCACAAGGACAUUGUUUUGCGAUGCUUGGAUGAUAGAGACGAGAGUAUACGACUAAGGUCACUUGAUUUGCUGUAUGGUAUGGUUUCGAAGAAGAAUAUAAUGGAAAUUGUGAAGAAGCUAAUGGAGCAUGUGGAGUCUGCUGAAGGUUCACAUUACAGGGACGAGCUUCUUUCACGGAUAAUUGGUAUUUGUAGUUACAACAAUUAUCAGUUCAUCACAAACUUCGAGUGGUACAUCUCAGUGUUGGUAGAAUUGACCAAGGUAGAAGGCACAAAACAUGGCGCGAAGAUCGCUGAGCAGAUUCAGGAUGUUACUGUGCGUGUGGAAUCAAUUCGACACUUUUCUGUCUCGCAGAUGGCCUUGUUGGUUGAGAAUGCCCAUAUUUUGCUGGCUGGCAGCGCUCAACAGCGUAACAACAUUUGCGAGGUGCUGUUGACAGCUGCAUGGAUAUGUGGAGAAUACAGCCAGCAUGUUCGCAAUAUCCCAUCAGUGCUAGAGUCAAUGCUGCGUGCGCGUACUUCGGUGAUGUCUGGGCACAUUCUUUCCGUCUACGUUCAGAACAUUGGAAAAUUGUAUAGCACAUUACUCUCUAAGGCUGAGAAGGAAGAUGACUGGGAUGCCAUUGAAUCGUUGGAUAACCUUAUGUUGUCUAAAUUGGCGGACUUUGAACUUGCCGAGCAUUUGGAGGCGCAGGAACGAGCAUGCAACUUAAUGGGUGUUUUGCGGGUGGUUGAUGAAGCGCAUACACGCCGGGAAAAAAUUGCGGACGACGUUGCGAAACUUUACGAAGGAGAGCUGAAUCCAGUUGCAGCGAAAGCACAACGAAAAGUACCAGUGCCUGAGGGCCUCGAUCUUGAUCACUGGAUUGGAGAACCAUGGAAAGAAACUCCUGAGUCAAGCGAAGAAAGUGAAAUCGAGAACACAUUUGGAGAGGUUGGAUUUUUUAACCUAUUUUUAGCCACUUUCGUAUUUGAGUCUGUAGAACUAUCUCCAAAUGAGAUAGAGCGACGGCGUAGAGCUCGCGAAGCCGAACGAGAGAUUAACCCUUACUAUGUAAAAGGAAGUGCUACAGCCCCUAAGCGUCCAACGCGAUUCGUGGCACUCGACUCUUCAAUGGAGAUCCAGAGUCCGCUUGAAAUUCCUGGAGUUGUCGGGUUAUCACGGUAUAUGGAGCAGCAAGAUUCAACUUUGACAUGGAAGAAAGCAAAAGAGGAUACAAAGAAGAAAAAGAGAGGUAAGAAGGGCAAGAAGAGACGUGUUAGCUGCUCUAGUGAAGAAGAAGUCGCUGUUAUACAUCAAGUGAAUCGUGCGGAUGGAGAAAUGCCAGAGGAUGCAAAGUCAACAGACGAAGAAGAUAAUCACGGAAUAUCGGACGAGUUCCGCGCUCUUGACAUCAAUCUGGAUGAGCCGUUACGACCAGACGAGGUGGUGCGCAGACCGCAAGCUUACAAUCGUCAGUACCACUCCUCGGUAUCCACUUUAGUAGCACGUUCUCAUACUACCAUGCCUUACCAGGAUAUGACACCAUUGAAUAUGGACGACUCGUUGAAAAAGAAGAAAAGGGAAAAGGCAGUAAACAGUGAUAGGUUUCUAUGGCACUGUGCAUUGCAGCCAGGGUCUUUGCUGAUGACAACUCUCGCACCCGGAGAGACCGGUGAACUUCGGUUACAUUUAGCUAUCGGAUCCAGUAGUGUUUCGCAAACUCUUCGUGGAACAAUUACAUAUUUUGCUGAGGUUAGAGUUUCUAUUUGCAAGUCAUUUGCAGUAGUUGAAGAGGUUGGAUCAGCAGCGUCAUUGUAUGCAACAACCACAUCGGGCGGGCCUGUAUGCGUGUUGCUGAAAAAAGUAGUGAGUUUUGACGUCCAUAUUGGUUGCAAAGCUGGUGAUCAACAACUGGUCGAUAUGAUUGUUAAGGACUUCCAAGAUAUUUGUAGUGGGGAAUGA
This is a messenger RNA of Angiostrongylus costaricensis, 2922 nucleotides long. Lineage: Eukaryota; Metazoa; Nematoda; Chromadorea; Rhabditida; Metastrongylidae. The record is from the annotation of a GenBank genome assembly.